Messenger RNA from Acanthisitta chloris (rifleman), 4626 nucleotides. Its product is annotated as chromosome unknown open reading frame, human C10orf71. Gene Ontology annotation, cellular component: Z disc. NCBI's taxonomy places the organism in Eukaryota, Metazoa, Chordata, Aves, Passeriformes, Acanthisittidae. The record is from RefSeq and is a predicted model, not a curated record. Bases 1 to 4626 code for a protein of 1541 amino acids. The transcript has a single exon. Gene Ontology annotation, biological process: positive regulation of calcineurin-NFAT signaling cascade.
AUGCAGGGAAAUAAGAAACAUACAGAAGGACAUAGUGAUUCCUCAAGUAUUGGGAGUCUCCUGGAUGAUGCAGACAGGGAGGUGAGCAGCCUCACAGACCGAGCUUUCAAAAGUUUGUGUGUAGCAGAACUCGAAGACUCUUACAAUGAACCAGAACUUGCCAUUUCACCUGACUUCGCCCUCCAGUUGUCAGCUAAAAUUCACUCAGGGACGUUAAACCAUGACAUCAAGAAAAGCAAUGUCUGUAACAAGUUAACAACAAGAAACAAUGAACAUACAGUAUGGGCUUCCACAUUCCAGCAGUCACCAAAGUGUGCUCCAGAGGAAAAAAAGAUUGCUAAAAAUAACACCUUUGCCAUGGAAAGGAAAAUGCUGAAUUUGCCAGUCCCUGGUCCAAGGAACAAUAAGCAUGUUUCAAAAGUGUCCUCAUUGAUUAAGACAUUUGAUAAGACUACAGACCAAGGAUCAGGAAGUUCUCUGUUAGCAAAUAAGCAGCCCAUUAAGAAUAGCUUUCAAAAAUAUAAAAUAAAUCAUGACAAUGAUAUUGCCUGCCAGGAUGAUACAGACAUUUUAAGCAUCCACAAGGAACUUCCUGAAUUUUCUGAGGCUAGUCAAGAUAGCCACUGUCUCAGUGGCAACCAUGAGCCACAGAAAAGACCUAAUAAAGCAGACCUGAGUUAUGGUGGCUCUGAUGGUUAUUAUCCUGUGCUGAUUGAGAUGUCAAAAGUAGCCAAGUCAAAUUUUUCCCGUUCUUCUAAAAAGGCUUUAAAAAACAGAAGUGUGAAAGUUAAUGAGCCAGAAAAAAAAGGUAAUUUUCUUCACAGUGAGAAUAGUGCUUUUGAAUCAUGGAACGUUCAUCAUAAAAAAUUGACUGAAAAGGAGAAAUUUGUUGAUAUGAAAACAGAAAAGGAAGGCCUUGCAUACCUGGAAGAAGCACCGCUUAUUAAGGGAUCCCACACGCGUGAACAUAAAUUGUCACCUGUCAUGACCACUGCUGCUAAGAAGCAGGAGAAAGAAUUUCAGAUGAAAUCAACUCCACCAGAAGCUGCUUUCCCUGUCCCAGCUGUGUAUGUACCUCAGGGUUCCCUCCCUUCAGAAACCGAAUUUCCUGCUGCUUUACCACCCACACCUCCCCCUAGGAACCAUGCACACCAGGGUCCCCCUCGGCCACCCCCUGCCCCACAGGCACUUCCACUUCCACCCCCCACCCAGAAGGGUCAUACCCCAACACCUCCUACCCCUGAAGCCCCUCCUGUGCCACCACCCCCAGUGCCAGCUCAACUUUCCCCCUCUGCCAUGUCCCAAGCCUCUGUCUCACCCCAGUCUGUGUCCUAUAGGACAGUUUCACCCUCACUCACAUUUCAGGCACCCAGCCCACCUCCAGCAAAGCCCCAGGCCACCUUAACUGAAGAGGAAGCCCUCAGCACCCAACUGGGCAAUACCUGUCCACCCUGGAGGAGACAGAGGGCUACAGACAGGACAGCAGAGAGGAGACAGACUGCAAAGGACAAGUUCACAGACAGCCACAAGCCAUGCUCAUUGCCUGAAAAGGUGACUGAUGCUGAACCUGGUCUGGAGGUGACUUCUCUGGCUAAACAGGUAAACUCCUCUGGAUCAAUCAGUCCCUCUUUCAACAUCACUGAACUACUAACACCUGUCAUACCACCCAAACAGGUGGUGGACACUGUUGAAAGCGAGCUGAUCCCAUUGACACCUCCUCCCACUGAGAGCACAGCGUCAAGAGACCAUGGGGAGAGCACCUGGGGUGAUUAUAGGUCUUGGGAUAAUUACAAAUUGACAGCAUCAAGUCUGUUAUUCAACUUGAAAGAUGUGCGCAAACGUGUUAAAAGCAUUUAUACUCCUUCUCCCCUGUUAAGGGCCUUGGAGGAGAAAAAUAAAAUUAGGGAAAAUAUACAGGAGAAUACAAAAAUGAAUACCUCACUCUUGACUUUGCAAGGAAACAGUAAGAAAAAUAUUACCGAGAAAGAUGAUUUGAGUGAUAUAGCCUCUGUAUUGUCUAGCAGUGUUCAUGAAAAGGACAAUAAAACUGAUUUAACUGAACACUUUGCAGACAAUUACCUGACUUUGAGUUCACCCCAGACAACAGCAGACCUUUCAUCUUACCAAACUGGAGACAGCUUGCAGCAAGAUGAUUCAAAAGGCAAAGAUCUGGUUAAAAGCACGAGGGAUGAUGAAAACUUCCCGUUUUUCAGACAUGAAUCAAAUGAACCUGAUUUAGGAAAACGUCUGCAGUAUUCAACACCAAAACCAUUCAUUAGAGACAAUGUAGCUACAACAGCUGGACAGCCCAUGAAAAACCAUGGUGUGCAGGGUGAAGAAAAUGACAGACAGGCUGCUGUUCAGAAUGAAAAUUGUACCUUCAAAAUACUCAUACACCAACUCUCACCAGCAGAGGAUGUACUUUACAGUGACACCCACACUAACAUUGUGGUACCUGGCCAUGAAGCACAAAGCAAAAGAAGCACCAGUUCUUCAGAGCAAUCUUUUGUCUCCACAGUGGAGCAGCCACUUCAGGAGGAGCCAUUUCUACCAGUGCCCCUGAUACAGAAAACAUACCUUCAAGAAAGUCAGAGGCCUGAGCAUGAAAUGAAUGCAGACAGUAAGAAAAGACACAAGGAGAGAAGGAGAGAGUUUGGGGAAGAUGAAAUGCAGGAUGUUGCUUGUAUCAGCCCUGGUACCGGUGCAGCAGAGAAGAGGGAGGGAAAGGUCAGUAUAAAUGGACAGAAUAGUUUGGUGAAAGAGAAACUAAGGAGAGAGAAAAAGGAAGAGGCCAACAGCAUGAAUUCUGCUUCUGAGAGUAUAAGGGACAUGUCCAUGCCCAGGUGUGAGGAACCACAAACACCAUCAUCUUCAAGCUCAACCAAACCCAGUCUGUUUAUGAUUAAAGAUAACACAUUCAGGUCACCUCAGGUAAUAAGGGCUGUCAAGAUGCCCCUAUUCAGGUCCUUUUCCCUAGAUGAUACAGUGAGCAGCAGUUAUAGGGAAAUGCAACGUAGGUUUAUGUCCCCAGCAGUUUACAACAAGCAGCACCGAAACAUGUUGCAUGCCCAGGAGGUAGGCUGGUUUGCACUGAGAUGCAGAGGGCAGCAGAACGUGAGGGAUGGAGCAAAUGAGAGAGGUAAAGAAGCCAGUGAGCCUGGAUCUACUUCAGAAACAUUGGAUCUCAGUCUUCCAGAAGAUACAGAGAGCUUUUUGUUAAAGAAACAGAUGGAAGAAGAUGAAAAGACUUGUUCUUUGUUAAGUAAAGUUGGGAAAAUCAAUGAAGAAAGUGUCUGGAGAAGUAAAGAGAAGCCUCAAACUACAAAGGCAAGACACAGCUUAAUACAGCCAAUAAUAGGUCUGGAAAACAAUCAAGUUCAAAACAACCCCAGCUAUCCCACAGAAAAAAAGGCAAAUUACUUUAAGAAUCAUCAUUUAUCUAACCGCAAAGGUGGCUCUUGUGUGAAAAAAAUAAUCACCAGAGACACAAUUUCCCCUGUGACUGACUCUAUAUCAGAGGACCACACAUAUUCUCCUGUAUCCAAUGAUGCUUUAGAGGACAUCCUACAUGCAGAAGGUGCACCAGUUUUGUUAGACAAUCUUACAUGCUCGACUGUUACAAGCCCCAGGUCAGGCAGCACGAUGCGCUCUCUUGCUGCCAGUUCAUUGUCAAAUAAACCAACUAUUUCUGGCCUCAGAGAGACAGAGGACGUUAUAAAUCCUUCCUUGCAGAACAUGGCACUAAAGAGACAAGCUUAUAUGCCUGCAGAAGAGGUACCUGAUUUAACACAGAGGAAUCUGCUUUCUGAUUUUGCAGGGGAAGCUGAGAGACUGGAGCCCAGGGGACUUGGUGAGAGACCAGAAUGCAAGCCACCCACUGUGCCACCAAAAACAGAAAAGGCUCUGCGUCGGGCCAAAAAGCUGGCAAACAGGAGAAAGAAAAUGCAAGAGCAGCAGAAAAGACAUCAGACUGAGCAUAUAGAUGCUGUAGGGAGAAAGCCUUCUCAUUCUGGACACACACUAGUAUCUGCUUCACCCUUGGGAUAUUCUCCCUUCCAUCCUCCCCUUCACUCAGCUUUUAGUCCCACAGAAACCAAUACUGGAAGACCUGGUGCUACACCAGGAGUAAGCCCUUCACCCUCUUCCAGCCAGCGUAAACUCCUCCAAGACCCUGACUCUGGUCAAUACUAUGUAGUUGAUUUACCAGCUGAAGUUAAUUUAAAGACAUUUUAUGACCCAGAAACUGGAAAAUAUGUUCAAGUCACAAUCCCUUCCUUGGAACAAUUCCCCUCUUCAGAAAUUAUGAAUUCUCCCUAUGCCUUCUACCCUAGAGUGCUGCCUUUACCAGCUUCAUCUGUAGCAGUGCUGAAGUCACCUUCUCAUCUCUCUGAACCCACCUGGUCAAUGCUUGCUGUACCAGAACCAGCUGAACUACCUGAAGAUGGCCAGCAGGACUACAAAUAUGCUGAAGCUGUGGAUACUCAGCCCUAUAUUGAACCAGUCUCUGACAGUCAAGGUGCUGAAGAAACUCAAGUUCACUUAGGAAAGGACAUGACCCCAACCCCAAAUACAGGCAUAGUACCCCUCACUGAUCUAGAUGAUUUUGCUGCUGAAGGGGUAUCUUGA